GCGGCGCCCGUCAUCCUCACGCCCAUGCAGCAGCGCAUCUGCAACCUGCUCGGGGAGGCCACCAUCAUCAGCCUGCCCAGCGGCGACUGCGGCGCCGCGGACGGCACCGAGAUUCCCAUCGCCGCCUCGGCCACCACUGUCACGCUGACGCAGAUUCCUGCAGAGACGACCUACCACAGCCUGGAGGACGGCGUCGUGGAGUACUGCACGACGGAAGCCCCCGCGACGGUCACGGCCGAAGCCCCCCUGGAGAUGAUGGCGCAUCAGCACGAAGUGGCUGCCAAACCCCAGGAGCUGAAGAGCCGGAUUGCCCUGAACUCAGCCAAGCUCUUGCAGGAGCAGCGAGUGACCAACCUGCACGUGAAGGAGAUCGCGCAGCACCUGGAGCAGCAGAACGACCUGCUGCAGAUGAUCCGCCGCUCGCAGGAGGUGCAGGCGUGCGCGCAGGAGCGGCAGGCGCAGGCCAUGGAGGGCACGCAGGCCGCGCUCAGCGCCCUCAUCCAGGUCCUGCGCCCCAUGAUCAAAGACUUCCGUCGCUUUCUGCAGAGCAACACGCCCAGCCCCGCCGUGACUGCCGAUCCCGGCCACGCUGGGCAGCAAGAUGGCAUCAUCCAGUGA
Molecule: messenger RNA, 618 nt
Organism: Tinamus guttatus (white-throated tinamou)
Lineage: Eukaryota; Metazoa; Chordata; Aves; Tinamiformes; Tinamidae
Gene: NAIF1
Product: nuclear apoptosis inducing factor 1
Cellular component (GO): nucleus
Source: RefSeq, a predicted model, not a curated record